GCCCCCACCGACGUCAGCCCUACUGGCUCGGAGUCCGUGAGCGUGCCCGCUGUUCCUACUCAGACUGGCCCUGCCGGUGAAGCCGAGACUACUCCCUGCGACACCUUGACCUCGGAGACCGUCUACCCGGUCGCCACCGAGACUGAUGCUCCCUCUGUCAGCACCACCGAUGUCCCUCCUGUUAUCACCACUGCCCCCGCUAUCAGCUCCGGCCCCGCUCCCAAGGUGGUCACCAUCACCACCACCGUGAGCGUCGCUGUUUGCGAGCCCUAA
Messenger RNA from Aspergillus bombycis, 273 nucleotides. Its product is annotated as cell wall protein. The transcript has a single exon. The record is from RefSeq and is a predicted model, not a curated record. The annotation marks the transcript as partial. NCBI's taxonomy places the organism in Eukaryota, Fungi, Ascomycota, Eurotiomycetes, Eurotiales, Aspergillaceae.